Messenger RNA from Carassius carassius (crucian carp), 1562 nucleotides. Its product is annotated as voltage-gated potassium channel subunit beta-2. NCBI's taxonomy places the organism in Eukaryota, Metazoa, Chordata, Actinopteri, Cypriniformes, Cyprinidae. Gene Ontology annotation, molecular function: voltage-gated potassium channel activity; potassium channel regulator activity; transmembrane transporter binding. The record is from RefSeq and is a predicted model, not a curated record. Bases 236 to 1429 code for a protein of 397 amino acids. Gene Ontology annotation, biological process: regulation of potassium ion transmembrane transport; transmembrane transport; regulation of action potential. Gene Ontology annotation, cellular component: extrinsic component of cytoplasmic side of plasma membrane; voltage-gated potassium channel complex; cytoplasm. The transcript has 14 exons.
GACUGCUUUAUAAGCUCUUUGCCGGUCUAGUUGAGAGAGUCAAGCUUCCCUCCUGAUAUUCUCCGGCUGAACCAAGCAGGAGUCCAGCACAUUACACAGUCCAGUAGGACCGAGGAACUUUAAAGUUUGCUCUCCGGAGGAUCGGGACCUUACUGGCUUCUUUUUGUUUCUUGGAGACGCUUGGCACUCUGUCACUGAACUUUCUUUGAGAUAACCAGGCAUCCUCUGAGACAGGAUGCAGGUGUCGUUUGUUUGCACAGACCACCGGUCCAUGAGCCGUAGCACGGAUGACAGGCUCAAUCGACAGAACGCUAACAGUCCGAGCACUGGUACCCGAAGCAAGUUCAAAGCUGUGGCCAUCGUGGCCAGGAGCCUUGGGCAGCUCUCCGUCCAGAGCGUCCCUUCUUCAAGUGACCAGAGCAUCAGAACUGGCAUGAAGUAUCGAAACUUGGGGAAGUCGGGCCUGAGAGUCUCAUGUCUUGGAUUAGGAACAUGGGUGACGUUUGGAGGACAGAUCACAGAUGAGAUUGCAGAGCAGCUGAUGACUCUGGCGUAUGAGAACGGGAUCAAUCUGUUCGACACAGCAGAGGUCUACGCUGCAGGAAAGGCGGAAAUGGUGCUGGGCAACAUCAUAAAGAAGAAAGGAUGGAGACGCUCCAGUUUAGUCAUUACAACCAAAAUAUUUUGGGGUGGAAAAGCAGAGACCGAGAGAGGACUGUCAAGAAAACACAUUAUAGAAGGUUUGAAGGCGUCACUGGAGAGAUUGCAGUUAGAAUAUGUGGACGUGGUGUUUGCAAACAGACCAGACCCCAACACACCCAUGGAAGAGACGGUGCGGGCGAUGACCCAUGUGAUCAAUCAGGGAAUGGCGAUGUACUGGGGAACAUCACGCUGGAGUCCGAUGGAAAUCAUGGAAGCGUAUUCUGUGGCCCGACAGUUCAACCAGAUCCCUCCCAUCUGCGAACAGUCGGAAUACCACAUGUUCCAGAGGGAGAAAGUGGAGGUGCAGCUUCCUGAGCUCUUCCAUAAGAUUGGUGUGGGUGCGAUGACAUGGUCCCCUCUGGCCUGUGGGAUAAUCUCAGGGAAAUACGACAGCGGUGUGCCGCCAUACUCACGCGCCUCACUGAAGGGCUACCAGUGGUUGAAGGACAAGAUCUUGAGCGAGGAGGGCCGACGCCAGCAGGCGAAGCUGAAAGAGCUGCAGGCAAUCGCUGAGCGGCUGGGCUGCACGCUUCCACAGCUAGCCAUCGCGUGGUGCCUGAGAAAUGAAGGUGUGAGCUCUGUGCUCCUCGGAGCCUCCAGCACAGACCAGCUCAUGGAGAAUAUAGGAGCAAUACAGGUUCUUCCAAAAUUAUCCUCCUCCAUCGUGCACGAGGUGGACAGUAUCCUGGGCAACAAACCCUACAAUAAAAAGGACUACCGCUCCUAGUGUGGAGCCAGACUGGACCGGAUGCUCCGAACCCUCCUUUGCCUGAUCCUCCGUUCGCUUCAGCUUUUACUGAAUGAGUACCGGCUGCAUGAGACGGGCAAGCACCCACAAACCCUGGAGUGCAAGGGUUGAA